UCGAGGUCAGGAGGAGGAGAAAGCACGUGUGGCUCCUGAGUCCUGCACUGUCCUUCCUGGGGGAGCUGUUCAAUAAUACUGACGAGCAGCGUACAAUCUUAAGUCUCGCAUCAUGGUCAGUAAGACAGACGACAUUGCUGCUUCACAGCCUCUAGACAUCGGAAAGCAGAAUGCUGGAGCGCCAACGAAGAAGGACACCGGUGCACACGCUGGACACUCCGAGGGCAUGCCAGUGAUGAAUGGAGACAGUGUUCACCACAGUGAAGGGGAUGAGCAUAAGGAGAAUGGAGGUGGUGGCACAGAGCAAGGUGAUGAUGGGAAUGAACAGGAAGUAAUCGUCAUCCAGGACACUGGCUUCACUGUCAAGAUUCAAGCCCCAGGAGCUGAGCCCUUUGAUUUGCAGGUUUCACCUCAGGAGAUGGUCCAAGAGAUCCACCAGGUACUGAUGGACCGGGAAGACACAUGCCACCGGACCUGCUUCUCCCUGCAGCUCGAUGGCAACGUACUUGACAAUUUUGCAGAGCUUAAGUCAAUUGAGGGGCUACAAGAAGGCUCUUUACUUAAAGUAGUUGAAGAACCAUAUACUGUUCGUGAAGCCCGAAUCCAUGUGCGUCACAUCCGGGACCUGCUCAAGAGCCUUGAUCCCUCGGAUGCCUAUAAUGGUGUUGACUGCAACUCACUGUCCUUCCUGAAUGUUUUUACUGAAGGAGACCUUGGAGACAGCGGUAAACGUAAGAGGAAAAGUAAUGAAUUGGAACAGAUUGACUGUACCCCUCCUGAGCACAUUCUUCCUGGCAGUAAAGACCGUCCUUUGACUCCCCUUCAGCCACAGAAUAAGGACUUGAAGCCUCUUCAGUGCCUGAGAGUCCUGACAAUGAGUGGUUGGAACCCACCUCCAGGAAAUCGGAAAAUGCAUGGAGACUUAAUGUACUUGUAUGUAGUGACAAUGGAAGAAAGAAAUGUGAGCAUCACAGCUUCAGCUCGUGGAUUCUACCUCAACCAAUCAACUACUUAUACAUUCAACCCAAAACCAGCCAAUCCCAGUUUCUUGAGCCACUCCUUGGUAGAACUGCUUGGCCAAAUCAGCCCAGCCUUUAAGAAACACUUUGCUGCUUUGCAAAAGAAAAGAGUUCAGAGGCACCCAUUUGAAAGAAUUGCCACUCCCUUCCAAGUAUACAGCUGGACAGCACCACAGGUGGAUCAUGCCAUGGACUGUGUGCGUGCUGAAGAUGCUUACACUUCCCGACUUGGCUAUGAGGAACAUAUACCAGGCCAGACAAGAGACUGGAAUGAAGAGUUGCAGACAACGAGAGAGUUGCCACGCAAGAACCUGCCGGAGCGCCUGCUAAGAGAAAGGGCAGUUUUCAAGGUUCAUAGUGAUUUUGCUGCAGCAGCUACACGAGGAGCAAUGGCAGUCAUUGAUGGAAAUGUAAUGGCCAUUAAUCCUGGGGAAGAGACACGAAUGCAGAUGUUCAUUUGGAACAACAUUUUCUUCAGCCUGGGCUUUGAUGUGCGAGAUCAUUAUCGAGAGCUAGGUGGAGAUUAUGCUGCACAUACUGCACCUACCAAUGACUUGAAUGGGGUGCGCGCUUAUGGAGCAGUGGAUGUGGAGGGGCUGUAUACACUGGGUACAGUAGUAGUAGAUUACAGAGGAUACCGUGUCACUGCUCAGUCCAUUAUCCCUGGUAUACUAGAACGAGAACAGGAACAGAGUGUUAUCUAUGGCUCCAUUGACUUUGGCAAGACCGUUGUCUCUCACCCCAAAUAUCUAGAGCUACUAGAAAAAACAAGCCGGCCUCUCAAAGUACAGAAGCAUUUGGUUUUGAAUGAUAAAGGAGAGACAGUUGAACUGUGCUCCUCUGUGGAGUGUAAGGGUAUUAUUGGCAAUGAUGGACGCCACUACAUACUAGAUUUGCUGCGCACCUUUCCUCCGGACCUCAACUUUUUGCCAGUGGAAGGGGAAGAGCUUCUGGAAGAAUGCACUGCAUUAGGAUUUCCACGUAUGCACCGCCACAGGCUGGCAUGUCUGCGCCAGGAGCUGAUAGAAGCUUUUGUGGAACACAGGUACCUUCUCUUCAUGAAGAUGGCUGCUUUGCAACUGAUGAAACAGAAAGCUAAUCAGGAAACCAAGAAACUUGAAAAUGGUACAUCUGUUUCCAUAACUCAAUCGGCAAAUAAAGAAGAGGAUCAAGAUCCAUCAAUGUUACACACUAUUUCUGCUGCGUCAUCUAUCUCUGUCACAGACAAUGGGGACUGCAAGAGUCUGGAAUCCUCAGAGGGUAAGGAUGGAGACGAGAAUAUCCCAGGUUUGGCUGAGGUUAAAGAACUGGCCACAGCUGUAGCGGCACAGGAUGGAACAGCAGACCCCAAAGGUUAUGAAGUUGUCCAGAAUGCAUGUAAAGCAGUUGGCUCCAUCAGCAGCACUUCCUUUGAUAUCCGCUUUAAUCCAGAUAUCUUUUCUCCAGGAGUACGUUUUCCAGAAAGUAGUUCAGAAGAGAUUAACAAGCAGAAGCAGCUGCUGAAGGAUGCCGCUGCUUUCCUGGUGUCGUGUCAGAUUCCUGCUCUAAUCAAAGACUGUCUUGACCACAAUGCCCUGCCAAUGGAUGGAGCAACUCUGACUGAAGCUUUGCACCAGCGUGGGAUAAAUAUGCGCUAUCUGGGUACAGUGCUGGACUUCAUUACUAAAACACCGUCCAGGGGGCAGCUUGAUCAUGUUUAUAAAAUAGGAGUCAGCGAAGUGAUCACUCGUUCUGCAAAACACGUGUUUAAGACAUAUCUCCAGGGUGUUGAACUGUCUGCAUUAUCAGCUGCCAUAAGCCACUUUCUGAACUGCUUUUUGAGCUCAUUCCCUGACACAGUUGGUCACCUUCCAACAGAUGAGCUAGUAUCUAAGAGAAAGAAUCGGCGACGGCGAAACAGAGCUCCUGGGAGUGGUGGGGCUGAUAACACCGCUUGGACCAGUCUGUCACCCUCUGACCUCUGGAGGAACAUCAGCUCAGAGGCGCAGAGCUAUUUUCACUUUACUCUACACAGUGAGACUGUGGAUCAAGCUGUGGAGAAAUAUGGGCUACAAAAAAUCAGCCUUCUCAGAGAGAUUUCACUGAAGACUGGUAUUCAGAUUCUGAUUAAGGAGUUCAAUUUUGACGGCCGUCACAAGCCCACAUUUGUCGAAGAAGAUAUAUUGAAUAUCUUUCCUAUAGUGAAGCAUGUAAACCCCAAGGCUUCGGAUGCAUUUCACUUCUUUCAAAGUGGUCAAGCCAAAGUCCAGCAAGGUUUCCUGAAAGAGGGUUGUGAACUAAUCAAUGAGGCUCUAAACCUUUUUAACAAUGUUUAUGGAGCCAUGCAUGUGGAGAUAUGUGCUUGUUUGCGACUACUGGCUCGUCUCAAUUACAUCAUGGGAGAAUACCCUGAGGCUCUUAGUAAUCAACAGAAGGCUGUGCUGAUGAGUGAAAGAGUGCUUGGCAUCGAACACCCGAACACCAUACAGGAAUAUAUGCAUUUGGCUCUGUACUGCUUUGCCAACGGCCAGCUUUCAACUGCCCUCAGAUUGCUGUAUCGUGCUCGCUAUCUCAUGCUUUUGGUAUUUGGUGAAGACCACCCAGAGAUGGCCCUAUUAGAUAGCAACAUUGGUCUCGUCCUUCAUGGUGUCAUGGAAUAUGAUCUGGCACUACGCUUCCUAGAAAGUGCUCUAGCCAUAAAUUCAAAGUAUCAUGGAGCUCGCUCCCUUAAGGUUGCACUCAGUCACCAUCUCGUCGCUCGAGUCUAUGAAAGCAAAGCAGAGUUCCGGUCUGCCUUACAGCAUGAGAAAGAAGGCUACACCAUCUAUAAAAACCAGGUGGGUGAGAGCCAUGAAAAGACCCGGGAGAGCUCCGAGUAUCUGAAGUACCUGACCCAGCAAGCUGUGGCACUGCAGCGGACUAUGAAUGAAAUCUACAAAAAUGGCUCCAGUGCGAACAUUGUGCCUCUCAAAUUUACAGCCCCCAGUAUGGCAAGUGUCCUGGAGCAGCUCAAUGUAAUCAAUGGCAUCAUCUUCAUCCCCCUCAGCCAGAAAGACCUAGAAAAUCUGAAGGCUGAAGUGCAGCGACGUCAGCAGCUCCAAGAAGUGGCACACAGUGGUGACCAGGAGGACGAAUGCCAGUCCGUCACAGAAAAGGAACAGGAGGACCCUAGUCAAGGACUGCAGCUGGAUUAGAAUGUGUUAGCGUAAACCUAAGGGACACAGAAUGUCAAAUUUCUAUGUGUAACAGAUUAAUAGGGUGACUUGAAAAAUAACCUUGCCUGUGCCAGCCAGCUGGGCCUGCGCUGGACCCCUUGAAUCUGAACUGCUGUGCCAGCUGCACUGCCACCUUUCCUGCUCAUACUGGUCCUUGAGGAGUGGAGGUGAGAGGCCGAGUCCACUCGUAGCGUGACCAGUGCUUUGGAGCUGCCCAUCACAAUCCCCUCCUUCAGCCACACACCUUUCCAUGAAACUGGCUGCCAUAUCUUCAGUCCUCUUGAAGGUGGUCCUGCCAGGAGAAUAGUGGUGCGCUUU
Polypterus senegalus (gray bichir) is the source of this 4531-nucleotide messenger RNA. It is a transcript of the gene cluha, whose product is annotated as clustered mitochondria (cluA/CLU1) homolog a. NCBI's taxonomy places the organism in Eukaryota, Metazoa, Chordata, Cladistia, Polypteriformes, Polypteridae. The transcript is spliced from 26 exons. Gene Ontology annotation, biological process: intracellular distribution of mitochondria. Gene Ontology annotation, cellular component: cytoplasm. The coding region runs from base 113 to 4192 and encodes 1359 amino acids. Gene Ontology annotation, molecular function: mRNA binding; protein binding. The record is from RefSeq and is a predicted model, not a curated record.